AUGUCUUGGGCUGCCAUUCGAUGCCCUGCCCUGCAAUCGCUCCUUGCGGGUUGCUCCCCCCUCUUGGCCCCUCCCCGGCCAAGCACCAAGCAUCUCUUCGUGCCAUCGUGGGCAUGCCGCACGCCGCACGUCGCACCGUCGCACGCACCAAGCUGGGCCCUGCACUGA
Molecule: messenger RNA, 168 nt
Organism: Colletotrichum abscissum
Lineage: Eukaryota; Fungi; Ascomycota; Sordariomycetes; Glomerellales; Glomerellaceae
Exons: 1
Coding region: 1-168 (55 amino acids)
Source: RefSeq, a predicted model, not a curated record